GACGAAAUGGCAGGCAAGAACAGUACUGGCUAGAGGGGUCGAGGCACCAUGGUUAUGUGUCUAGAGGCAGAACUUUUAGAGGAGGAUUCCUCAAUAGCAGGGGCAUGGAGGAGGAACCUGAAGAGGCUUGGCGCCAGAUCCCUUCUCUACCACCAGGAGAAGGAAUUAUGUGAAAUCCUCCACCAAGUCUUCAGGGAGGAGGGGAAGACCUCAAGGGAUUCUGCCCUGCCAAAGCUCUUCCUGUACCAAUAUUACGGGGCCAUUCUGCAUGCCUCAAAAGAUCAUGCCCUGGUCGAGGAAUCUCUAGACAACCUCCUGCAAUUAUUGCUGACCGAACCUUCAGAUAAGGAAGGCAUUCUUUCUGCCAUCGGGCUUAUUGCGUCUCGCCAUAUGGAGUCUGCCUUCAAUGUCCUGAAGAAAUACGCUUCAGAGGAGGUCCUUUCAUAUAACAUCCAGGAGGAACUGCUGAUCCUGCUUGGAAAGAUUUCAUCAACAGAAAGAUGCGGUAGCUUGAUCUUCGUUCGCCCUUCUAAGGACCUUAAUGAAGAUCACCAGGCAGAUGAAGAUCGCCAGGAAUGA
This is a messenger RNA of Elgaria multicarinata webbii, 579 nucleotides long. Its product is annotated as maestro heat-like repeat family member 5. Bases 49 to 579 code for a protein of 176 amino acids. The transcript has 7 exons. The record is from RefSeq and is a predicted model, not a curated record. NCBI's taxonomy places the organism in Eukaryota, Metazoa, Chordata, Lepidosauria, Squamata, Anguidae.